AUGCUGUGUGGAAGCCGAAGCCGCUCUUCCCGGGUGGACCCUCCGGCCAGCCUGGCCCCUCAGAUGAGGGUUGCUCCAAGACAGGCGCUUGCAGUUGGCUCCCCUGCUGCUGCACCCAGGCAGCCAGGCCUGAUGGCCCAGAUUGCAACCACUGCAGCUGUGGUGGCUGUGGGCUCGGCAGGGGGUCCCACUCUGGGUCAUGCCAUCACUGGGGGCUUCAGUGGAGGUGGCAGUGCUGAGCCUGCAAGGCCUGACAUCACUUACCAGGACCCCCAGGGAACCCAGCAACAAGGGCCAUGCUCUCUUGAGAUCAAACAAUUUCUGGAAUGUGCCCAGAAUCAGUGACGUCAGGCUCUGAGAGGGCUUCAAUGAGGUGUUGCGACAGUGCAGAAUUGCAAAUGGUUUAAUCUAAUCAAGAAGUUCAAACUGAAGAAAUGGGCUCUGCCUAAUUCAUAGUGCAAGUGUGGCCCCUUAGUAAACAAAUCUUAC
This is a messenger RNA of Cricetulus griseus (Chinese hamster), 489 nucleotides long. Lineage: Eukaryota; Metazoa; Chordata; Mammalia; Rodentia; Cricetidae. The record is from RefSeq and is a predicted model, not a curated record.